AUUUGUGUUGCUGGAAGUCACGAACGGUCACGAAGCACGUUGCUGUCUGCCAGUUAACAAACGUCAGUGGACAGGGAAGCAUGGCGGAAGAGAAGAGCACCUGGAAACGACCGGAUUCUCUUCAGGUCCCGACAGUCUGGAGAAGAUGCGAGGGUCUCUUGCAGAUGUCAGAUGGGAAAAAGCCAAAAUUUAUUAUACAAGAUUUGGAUGAGGAAUAUCUGGAGGAAGCCAUAGAACUAAUGUCUACGUGUUUCUGUAAGGAUGAAGUCAUGUUCAGUGCGUUGAAAAUCAUCGAUGACCCUAUUUCUAUGGAGGAACUUAAAAAUCUGUGGAGAGAUAUGUCAAGACAAAAGGCCGCUUUGGUAGCGCUCACAGAUGACGGAUCAGCUCGUCCUCGAGUCGUUGGUGUAAACAUGACCUAUGUCUGUCGCAUACAGGACAAAUAUUCACCUGAUGAUUUCAGAGGCACCGCGAUGAAGGCAAUGGCACGAGAUGGGAUGGUGUUCGUGUGCAACUAUGUGAACAUAUUCAAGCUGUACGGAGUGACGGAGUUUCUCGGAGCCUUCGGACUUGUCGUUCACCCACAUUACAGGGGCCAAGGCCUAGGAGUGGAGAUUCUAAGAACGAGGAGGAGUCUCGGCAAGGCGUUGGGAUUGAAGGUCACUAUGACCUUCUUUUCCACUGUCCAAGGACAGAAGUCUGCAGAGAAAGCAGGCAUGCAACUUUUAGCACAACUUCCUUACAGCAUCUUCAAGACGGAAGAUGGAAAAGAAGUUUAUCCUAUCAGUGUACCCAAGACUUUGAAAAUCAUGGCAAUGCGACUCGAUUAGUGUCUGUAUCGUUAGCCUUGUUGAUGCGCAUGCUCGUAGUUAUAGAGAGAAACUGGUUGCAUGAAAUCAAGGGACUGGUUACGGAACACACUGGGAAAUUCCAAUGGGCGUUAGUCAGAAGUGGCAGCAAUAAAAAAGUUGAAAAUGUG
Molecule: messenger RNA, 979 nt
Organism: Cryptotermes secundus
Lineage: Eukaryota; Metazoa; Arthropoda; Insecta; Blattodea; Kalotermitidae
Exons: 2
Coding region: 81-830 (249 amino acids)
Molecular function (GO): N-acetyltransferase activity
Source: RefSeq, a predicted model, not a curated record